CGGGGCUGGCCACUUCCCGAGAGUGAGGGCUGCUGGGCCGGAUGACGUGGCCUGGCAACGUCCGCACCGGUGCGACUCCUGAGAACCUGGCGCUGCCGGAACUGCUCGCGGCCUAGUCCCGACGCGCGUGUGCCUGGAAGCCGGUUCCAGGGACAGCGGCAGCCGCGGCCCGGCCUGCAGGGACCCGACGAGGCCGCUGCCAUGGGAGAGUGAUGCGCCUGCGUCCGCAGUUCCGCGGCAGCGGUGAGACAUGAGGAGACCCGGCGGCAGGGGCAGCGGCGGUGGUUCCUGAGCCCCGAGAUGGAGGAGAAAUACGGCGGGGACGUACUAGCCGGCCCCGGCGGCGGCCUCGGGCCGGUGGACGUGCCCAGCGCUCGAUUAACAAAAUAUAUUGUGUUACUAUGUUUCACUAAGUUUUUGAAGGCUGUGGGACUUUUCGAAUCAUACGAUCUCCUAAAAGCAGUUCACAUUGUUCAGUUCAUUUUUAUAUUAAAACUUGGGACUGCAUUUUUUAUGGUUUUGUUUCAAAAGCCAUUUUCUUCUGGAAAAAGUAUUACCAAACGCCAGUGGAUCAAAAUAUGUAAACAUGCAGUUGCUGGAUGUAUCAUUUCACUCUUGUGGUUUUUUGGCCUUACGCUUUGCGGACCACUAAGGACUUUGCUGCUAUUUGAACACAGUGAUAUUGUUGUCAUCUCACUACUCAGUGUUUUGUUCACUAGUUCUGGAGGAGGACCAGCAAAGACAAGGGGGGCUGCUUUUUUCAUUAUCGCUGUGAUCUGCCUAUUGCUUUUUGACAAUGAUGAUCUCAUGGCUAAAAUGGCUGAACACCCUGAAGGACAUCAUGACAGUGCUCUAACUCACAUGCUUUACACAGCCAUUGCCUUCUUAGGUGUGGCAGAUCAUAAGGGUGGAGUAUUGUUGCUAGUACUGGCUUUGUGUUGUAAAGUUGGUUUUCAUACAGCUUCCAGAAAGCUUGCUAUAGAUGUUGGUGGAGGCAAACGUCUUCAGGCUUUAUCCCACCUUGUUUCUGUGCUUCUCUUGUCCCCAUGGGUCAUUGUUCUUUCUGUGACAACUGAGAGUAAAGUUGAGUCCUGGUUUUCUCUCGUUAUGCCUUUCACAACGGUUAUCUUUUUUGUCAUGAUCCUGGAUUUCUAUGUUGAUUCCAUUUGUUUAGUCAAAAUGGAAGUUUCCAAAUGUGCCCGCUAUGGGUCCUUCCCCAUUUUUAUUAGUGCUCUACUUUUUGGAAAUUUUUGGACGCAUCCAAUAACAGACCAGCUUCGGGCUAUGAACAAAGCAGUACACCAGGAGAGCACUGAGCACGUCCUAUCUGGAGGAGUGGUAGUGAGCGCUAUAUUCUUCAUUUUGUCUGCUAACAUUUUAUCAUCUCCUUCUAAGAGAGGACAGAAAGGUACCCUGAUUGGAUAUUCUCCUGAAGGAACACCUCUUUAUAACUUCAUGGGUGAUGCUUUUCAACAUAGCUCCCAAUCAAUUCCUAGAUUUAUUAAGGAAUCACUAAAACAAAUUCUUGAGGAAAAUGACUCUAGGCAGAUCUUUUACUUCUUGUGCUUGAAUCUGCUUUUUACCUUUGUGGAAUUAUUCUAUGGCGUGUUGACCAAUAGUCUGGGUCUGAUCUCAGAUGGAUUUCACAUGCUCUUUGACUGCUCUGCUUUGGUCAUGGGACUUUUUGCGGCCCUCAUGAGUAGAUGGAAAGCAACUCGGAUUUUCUCCUAUGGGUAUGGCCGAAUAGAAAUUCUCUCUGGAUUUAUUAAUGGACUUUUUCUAAUGGUAAUAGCUUUUUUUGUGUUUGUGGAGUCAGUGGCUAGAUUAAUUGAUCCUCCGGAAUUAGACACAUACAUGUUAACACCAGUCUCAGUUGGAGGGCUGAUAGUAAACCUUAUUGGUAUCUGUGCCUUUAGCCAUGCCCAUAACCAUACCCAUGGAGCUUCUCAAGGAAGCUGUCACUCAUCUGAUCACAGCCAUUCACACCAUGUACAUGGACACAGUGACCAUGGGCACAGUCACAGCCACGGAUCUGCACACAGAGGCAUGAAUGCUAACAUGAGGGGUGUAUUUCUGCAUGUUUUGGCAGACACACUUGGCAGUAUUGGUGUGAUCGUAUCCACAGUUCUUAUAGAACAGUUUGGAUGGUUUAUUGCUGAUCCCGUCUGUUCUCUUUUUAUUGCCGUAUUAAUAUUUCUCAGUGUUAUUCCACUGAUUAAAGAUGCCUGUCAGGUUCUACUUCUAAGACUGCCACCAGAAUAUGAAAAAGAACUACAUCUUGCUUUAGAAAAGAUACAGAAAAUCGAAGGAUUAAUAUCAUACCGAGACCCUCAUUUUUGGCGUCAUUCUGCCAGUAUUGUGGCAGGAACAAUUCACAUACAGGUAACAGCUGAUGUGUUGGAACAAAGAAUAGUGCAGCAGGUUACAGGAAUACUUAAAGAUGCUGGAGUAAACAAUUUAACAAUUCAAGUGGAAAAAGAGGCAUACUUUCAACAUAUGUCUGGCCUAAGUACAGGAUUUCAUGAUGUCCUGGCUAUGACAAAACAAAUGGAGUCCAUGAAAUACUACAAAGAUGGUACUUACAUCAUGUGAGAUAACUCAAGAAUUUCCCCUGGGACAUGAACAAUGAAGAUUAAAUGACUCAUUAUUUAUAAUAUUGCCAGAAGGAAGAAAAUUGCACAUAAUUGUACAGAAACACUUUGUCGUAUUUGAAGUUUAAAGCUCCCUACUGCUGGAUCAAGGAAUCUUUCUUAAAGGAAAUUUAAAUACAGAAUGAGGCAUUAAUUGUUCAACUAAAAUAAUUAUUGAAUUAUGUGUAUAACAAGAAUCUUAAAAUUUGAUUGAACACAUCAUCUUUGAAAAUGAACAUAUAAUGGAAUCGAGUGAAGACCAAAAUUACUUCUGUGUUUGUUAGACAGCAUCUCCAUUGUAAAUAAUGUAUUUACGUGUUUAUUACAAAGACCAAAAUGAAAAAUUUUUAGUCAAUUUUUUGCAUAGCCCUAGGAUAAAAUAGGGAUAAAAGUUCUAUAUUUAUGGAUUUUCUGUAUAUAAAACUGGUUUCUAAUUAUAACUUAAAUCCAUUAAGUAAAAUCUGUAUUGCCACUUUAAAUGUAAACUAAAUUAUUUGGGAGAAACUUCAACCACUGAUGUGAGACUAGCAGUGAGAACAGGGAAGUAUAACAUUAUAUACAGUUUUUGAUGUAUUACAAAAACCAACCACUCCAUAAAAUAAAUUUUUUUACUUUUGAUAAUAUUUGCAAAUGAAUAAUUACUUUAUUAGGGUAAAGAACUUACACUAAGUUUUAUCCAUGUUUUCAUUCACUUGUCUUCUGCCUCUAAAGUAGAAUAUUCCAUUUCUGAUUAUGCAUCUGGCAUUCCUAGUUGCUUAUCAAUUUGGUAUCCAAACAGUGCUUUUCAUCUUUGCAUUUAACUCCACAUGUUGUGGAAUAGCCAGUUGAGAGAAUCAUAAAUAAUUGUCAACUCAGAGUUGAAUUUUCUGCCUAUAAAUGUAAUUUUUAAAAAAUUUCUGGAACAUGUAGAUACAUAAGAAAUAUUGAAGCAUAGGUAGUUAUUUUAAAGUUUAAUAAGUAAAUAUUGUCCAUAAACACUUGGGUACCAUGAAAUCAAAAUAUUUACCCUAUAACCGCUUUCUAUAAUAAUAGCUAACUUAUAUUUUUUAAUUUCUAAUUUAAACUGAAAGUAUAGUCUGAGAAGACUGUAUGAUAUAUAUGCAGUUUUAUAAACACCAAAGAAUGUUGUCCAAAGGAAACUUUUAACUACCUAUCUAUUUAUAAGAAUCUGAAUAUUUUCAUUCUUAUACUAGAAAUUUUGAUAAAUAGGAUGAAUUAAUUUUAGUAUGGGUACUAUUUUAUUAUCGAUACCAUAAAAGCCAAUGUGUAUUGUAAAUCAUAUUUUUGUCUUAUUAUAUUUAAUAUGUGAGAGGUUUAGAAAUUUGUUAUAAGUUAUUUUGGUAUUCCCUGUCUUCUCUUUACACACUAUCUGGUCCAAAAUCUUCAAUACAUAUUAAAAUUUUUGAAUGGUGGGAAAAUAAUUCAUAUUGAUGUUUCAAUGCAAUAUUUACACAUUAAAUAAUUUUAAGUAGAUAGGUACAAUAAAUAUUGCACCAUUUCCCUUAGAAGGCAUAUAAACCACAGAAAAAUUAAAUGGUGACUGAGAAAUAUCAAGAAUAGAGUGAAGACGGGCUGAAGGUUAAGGGGGUGCAGGUGAGAAGUAGAAAAACUCCAGUAUUAAAGAGCACCAGGGUACUGGUUCCAGCUUAUAUAAACCAUGUGACUUGAGGCAAAUCAGCCUCUCUGGGUGUCUUUUUUUUCUCAUACAUAAAUUCAGAAUAAAAUCUCGAAUUCACAGGGUUAUGAGGCAGAAAAGGAAUAAUGUAUGUAAAAGUGAAUUGAAAGUUGAAAAGGGCUAAAUAAAGUUGAAGAAUUAUUAUUUUAAACCUGA
Molecule: messenger RNA, 4461 nt
Organism: Pteropus alecto (black flying fox)
Lineage: Eukaryota; Metazoa; Chordata; Mammalia; Chiroptera; Pteropodidae
Gene: SLC30A5
Product: solute carrier family 30 member 5
Exons: 16
Coding region: 301-2592 (763 amino acids)
Biological process (GO): transmembrane transport; zinc ion transport; intracellular zinc ion homeostasis
Cellular component (GO): Golgi apparatus; membrane
Molecular function (GO): zinc ion transmembrane transporter activity
Source: RefSeq, a predicted model, not a curated record